AAUAUGGCUCGGAUGCCGUUGACCCUCGCGUACUCGGUUCGCGUGCGCCAUCGUCGUGGUUUCCCAUUGGCUAUACAAUUACAUAAUACGCGAGAAAAAUAAACAAAAAGCAAAAGGAGGAGCGAGUGUUUCUGCUGAUUAUCCGAAAAUAUAUAUGGUCGCUGGUUCUAUCUGGAGCGGCUCGAUCGAUCGAUACGGGCCAAUAUGCCGCGCCGAGGUCUGCAUCGACUCAGCUUUAAUAAAAACAUUUGGAGCAUUUUACAUAACUGCUGCUGCGUGAGCGGAACAUAACAGAGGCGGGUGGCAGCUUGGAUCCGGCCGGCAGCAGGGAGCUGAAAAAAUGUCGCAGCCGAGGGAGUACAGCGCGGGAGGGGAUCCUCUGGCGACGAACCUGUCGCUGAUGAUCCAGAACUGCUGCCAGGCGGCGGAGAACUGCAGCUCGGCCUGCGACGACAUCACCACGUCCAAUCGGACGUUCCAGAUCGCGCUGAGCCUGCUCUACCUGCUGAUCUUCCUGUGCGGCCUGAUCGGCAACCUGCUGGUGUUCGUCGUGGUGGUGCGCAACCGGCGCAUGCAGACCGUGACGAACCUGUUCAUCGCCAAUCUGGCCCUCAGCGACGUUCUCCUGUGCACGAUGGCGGUCCCCUUCACGCCGCUCUACACCUUCUCGGGCCGCUGGGUCUUCGGCGAGUUCCUCUGCCACUGCCUGCCCUUCGCCCAGGGCAUGAGCAUCUACAUCAGCACCUUCACCCUGACGAGCAUAGCCGUCGACCGGUUCUUCGUGAUCCUCUACCCGUUCCGGCCGCGCAUGAAGAUCAACACGUGCCUGGGCAUCGUCGUGCUGGUCUGGCUGGUCGCCGCGGCCCUCACCGCCCCGUACGGCAUGUACAUGCGCCACUACGGCAACGAGGACGAGCACUACUUCUGCGAGGAGAACUGGCCCGAGGAGAAGGUGCGCACCAUCUUCUCGGUCAUCACGACCUCGCUGCAGUUCCUCGUGCCCUUCGUCGUGAUCGCCAUCUGCUACGUCUGCGUCUCGGUGAAGCUGAGCAACCGCAUGAGGCCCGGCAACAAGUCGAGCAGCCGACGCGAGGAGAUGGACCGCAUGAAGAAGAAGAAGACCAACAACAUGCUCAUACUCAUGGUGGUGGUGUUCGUGCUCAGCUGGAUGCCCCUCAACCUCAUCAACAUAGUCGAGGACUUCGAGCCCAAGGUGACCGACUGGAGCUACUACAAGGUGCUCUUCUUCGUGGCGCACUGCAUCGCCAUGUCGAGCACCUGCUACAAUCCCUUCUUGUACACCUGCCUCAACGACAGCUUCAGGAAGGAGUUUGCUCAGUGCGGAGCCAAGUUCUUGAACUCGAUUGGCUGCAGCAGAUUCGCCAAGCAGGCCAGCGAUUACAAGAGCAACACGGCCAACACGGGGGGCCCCGACGGCAUCAAGGCCGGCGGCGACUACGGCAACGACCCCGCGGCCCUCGAGAACACCGUCCAAGAGAGCCUCAUACCGCUCCAGGGCCCGGACAAGCAGCGACAGGACUCCACCUGCGAAAUGAUCACCCUCGAGCCCAUCACUAAUAACUACAUCAAGGAUGUCUAGAGACACUUUGUCAGCUCGUAUACAAUGCAGGCAACGCACAGGGUUACACGUAACAAAAUUAAAAUAAAUAUAUAUGUAUAUACACUACGGUAUAUAUAUGGAUGAUCUAUCGAGUCCUUAUUGUUGGACGUCCUCCGAGCGAGAGAAAAAAAAAACAAGAGUAGCAUGAGUCGUGUGAUAAACUUAUAUACGUGUUACAAUAUUAUAUCGACAGUUGAAUUGAUGUAAAUUCUCGCGCCCGAUGAGCGGUUGAAUAUUCGUCGCGAAUAUUGUUAUAACUUUUUCGGAACAAGUGUAUGUUGAUGCCAGUGAAAAAUUGCCAUUUUUUUACAUUUACAACCCAAUCGCGCGCACACACACACACACACACACAUACAUACACAAGCACACCCGUACACAUUGUACCGUUCGACGGAGUCAUUUCGCGGCGUAAAAGUCGACAGGGAAAUGAAAAUUGCGCAAAAAGCCAAAUUUUUCAAAGUCCCAUUUUCAUGAUUUAGGUUCGUUGAAUCGUAAGUAUAAGCACAUCAUCGAUGCAUCUAGUUUGAUUUGUCGAUUUUAAAAGAUGAUUUUAACGAUACACGACAUGGCUUUGAAAAAUAAAAAAAAAUACUCUAAUUUAACCAUAAGCCUUUGUUACGUUAUGAUGAGCAUGAGGAUAUAUCAUAGUUUAUAGCAGGGAAACAGAGUGUAAAUUUAGAAAAUUGAAUCUAUGUCUUUAUGGUCGAUGUUGAAGUUUAUAAUGACGUAUAUAUAGUUUGUUGACGUUGUUUGAUUGAUUUAUUUUAAUUUUAAACAAAAAAGAAAAAAAACCAAAACGUCUUAUUGAGAACCUAGUACGAUAAAACUAAAUGACUUUUUAUACUACUGUAAUAUGUACAUUAUAAAGAAAAAAAAGGUGAGUGAGGAGUUCUUGUUUUUCUAUGAAAGAGAAAGGUAAUAAAAAUUAUUUCAUAAAUA
Molecule: messenger RNA, 2560 nt
Organism: Trichogramma pretiosum
Lineage: Eukaryota; Metazoa; Arthropoda; Insecta; Hymenoptera; Trichogrammatidae
Product: prolactin-releasing peptide receptor-like
Exons: 3
Coding region: 341-1600 (419 amino acids)
Biological process (GO): G protein-coupled receptor signaling pathway
Cellular component (GO): neuron projection; plasma membrane
Molecular function (GO): neuropeptide binding; neuropeptide Y receptor activity
Source: RefSeq, a predicted model, not a curated record